Molecule: messenger RNA, 1357 nt
Organism: Bubalus bubalis (water buffalo)
Lineage: Eukaryota; Metazoa; Chordata; Mammalia; Artiodactyla; Bovidae
Gene: CCDC106
Product: coiled-coil domain containing 106
Exons: 6
Coding region: 189-1025 (278 amino acids)
Cellular component (GO): nucleoplasm
Source: RefSeq, a predicted model, not a curated record
GUCUCCGAGACUCACCGCCGCCUCCGCCCCUCCCGCGGGUGGGUGGUCGCUUCCUUUCGCUCCCCGUCACACUUUGCAGACGCUCCCCGGCGCCGGGCAUGGGCGCCGCCGCCGUCGGUCCCCGGGCCGGAUUCCGCGCGCGGUGGCCCUGAGGCGCUCAGCUGCCGGGGUCUGCAGAAGGCCGCGCCAUGAACAGCCGGAGGAGGCCAGUGAAGAAGGACAGCGAGGCCUUGGAGAUUUCCAUCCCCUUCGAUGAGACGCCCCACCUGGACCCGCAGAUCUUUUACAGCCUGAGCCCCUCUAGGGGGAACUUCGAGGAGCCGUCGGAGGCUGCUUCCCCGACAGCGGCCCUGAUGAACAGCGUCCGGGCCCAGCUGCACCUGGCCCUGGAGAGGAACUCCUGGCUGCAGAAGCGCAUUGAGGACCUGGAGGAGGAGCGGGACUUUCUGCGGUGCCAGCUGGACAAGUUCAUUUCCUCUGCCCGCCUGGACGCAGACGACCACUGCCGGGGGAAGCCCGGGCCUCGGCGGGCCGAGGGGGACGGCCGAGGGGGGACCGGGGGCGAGGCCUCAGACCCCGAGUCAGCUGCCUCCUCCCUCAGCGGAGCAUCUGAAGAAGGCAGCACCGUGGAGAGGAAGAGGCAGAAGCAGAAAGGAGGCCCAGGCCGGCGGCGCUUCGGGAAGCCCAAGGCCCGGGAGAGGCAGCGGGUGAAGGACGCGGAUGGGGUCCUCUGCCGCUACAAGAAGAUCCUGGGCACCUUCCAGAAGUUGAAGAGCAUGUCUCGGGCCUUCGAGCACCACCGAGUGGACCGCAACACGGUGGCGCUGACCACGCCCAUCGCGGAGCUGCUCAUCGUGGCCCCGGAGAAGCUGGCUGAGGUGGGCGAGUUCGACCCCUCCAAGGAGCGCCUGCUCGAGUACUCGCGCCGCUGCUUCCUGGCCUUGGACGAGGAGACCCUCAAGAAGGUGCAGGCCCUCAAGAAGAGCAAGCUGCUGCUUCCCAUCACGUACCGCUUCAAGCGGUGAUCCCACCCGACCUGGCCUGGCGCCCGCCCUCCAGCUCCUGCUUCCCUCUCCCGGCGCUCGGGGCCCGCGUGUGCACGGGCGGUGGGCCCCCACGAGGGCAGCUCGUUUCCGCUCGGACCGCCACCCCCUCCCCAGGCCCCCUGUAUAUAGGUCUGUCCCCUGGGUCUCUCACAGCCCUAGAGUCUACCCUGCCCUCCGCCUUCCCUGGGUUGGGGGCGGUCCUCGCCUAGUCCCGCUUCCAAGAGAACCACCAUCCAGGGCCCGGUUCUGUCUUCCCUGACCACUGGCACCCCCGCAUCUGAGCGGCACCAUCCUGCCCUCGCUGGGCCCUC